Molecule: messenger RNA, 2551 nt
Organism: Aplysia californica (California sea hare)
Lineage: Eukaryota; Metazoa; Mollusca; Gastropoda; Aplysiida; Aplysiidae
Cellular component (GO): extracellular region
Molecular function (GO): calcium ion binding; peptidase inhibitor activity
Source: RefSeq, a predicted model, not a curated record
CUUUGCUCUGCUUGACUUCCUCUCGCGGACAGGAAUCUAAACUAGAGGUGUGGUGUAUCUGCUACAGGGAUCACACAAGGACUUGUUGGAAGCGCCACCGCCCCUUGGAGACUUCCGGUCGGGGGCAGCAUGAAGGCUGCUGUGUGCGCGGCCCUAGGCCUGAUGCUGGUCGUCAUGGCUGAAGGUCAGUUCGCGCCAGAUCUCCCUGUGAACAUCAUCAACGUCGAGAUGUACAUUCCUGACCUUGACCUUGAUCAGAGGCCAGGGCUUCUAGACCCCACUUCCGGUGACCAUGCCAACCUGACGAGCGAGGUCAAAAAGGCUUUCUCUGAGUACGGAGGUGACGUGGAGCAAGUGCUACUGAGUGAUGGGUCUGGCUGUGUGAAGGUAUUCGUGGUGUGGAACAUCGCAGACAACAGCGCCCUGUUCUCACUCACUAGACAGCUACAGAGGGACGGACUCACCGUCUUUGGCAAGACCUGGGACAUUCGCUUCGAUGAAUGCAAACCCGCCGCCACCCUGCCACCACCAGACACUGAAGUCAUCAACUUCGAGAUGCACGUACCUGACCUUGACCCUAUGUCAAGGCCGUCGCUUAUGAACGUCACAUCUGCAGACUACACGGAGCUCAAUGCAGCGAUUGUAUCGUUCUUCUCGCAAUACGGAGGGGAAAUUGAGGAUGUCAACGUGAGCGAUGGAUGAUUACAGUGUUGUGGAGCUCAAGUUGUACCUGGUGGGCCUGCAGUGGUCAGACGCCUACAAUGACCGGAGCUCGCCGGAGUACAUGAGUGUAGCGUCUCUGGUGAAGGAAAGGUUCCAGGCUCUGGGAGGGAAACUGAUGAAUCUGGAACUGGGUCAAGUUCUACUCCAGCGGUGGUGAGAACAUGACGUUUGAGAUGUACCUGCACAACGUGACCUACAACCGGACCACCAUGUCCAGAAACUCAGCCAUUUACCGCAGUGUGGAGACAGCGGCCAGGGAUGCUUUGUCCAAUUACGGCGGACGUCCGAACAACAUCACCUUCCAGCCCCAUGGACGAAGACGUGUGCCCAGACAUGAGCCGGGAAGAGUCAGGCCUGGUGGGUCUGUGUGCCUUCAUGUGCAGCGAAGACUCUGAGUGUCCCGGCCAGCUCAACAAGUGUUGUAAGAACCCCUGUGGUGGGACCAACUGCAUGGAAGUGGGCUACCAGCAGAAACUGAAGACCUCCCUGUCCACACAGAUCCCUUACACCAUGGCUGUGACGUCAUCAGCUGACGGCUCUGUGUCUCUGGACGCCAGGCUCAACACAACUCUUGUGGCUAUGGUGGACAACAUGAUGCGGCGAUACCGGGUCCCCCAUUACCGGAUGUCCCGGGUGGUGGGUUUCCGACCCGCAGACGACACGGUACAGAGGAGGAAGAGACAGGUCAUGGAACCCACGACAACAAUAGACAUGGAGCUGUUGUUCAGGGGAGAGGUUCCAGUGAAGAAAGUUCUAGAGAUGAGUCAGAUGUUGGAACGUGUUCACAUUCCUUACAUGGGCACAAACUACAGUGUCAGCGCAGUGGACUCGGGAGAUGAAAAGAACUGCCCCUCCAAACCCUGCUCCAGUGGCUCCUUAUGUGUGACGUCACUGGGUGGUCAGCGCAAAUGUCAGUGUCCCAUGGACAAGGGAGGCGACUACUGUGAGAACGAUGUCCACUUGGUGGAGUUCAAGCUGUAUGUGCUUCAACUGACCUGGACUCGGGAGCUGCAGGACCCAGGCAGCAGACGAUACAUGGACUGGAAGACCGCAGUCACCUCCAAACUGUCUGGGAUGGGCGGGAAACUGGUGACCUUGGAGUUCUCGUCUAUCAACUCGUGUGUGGGCAUGUACGUCCAGUGGGAGGCGACCACAGACACGGCUAUCCUCAGUGUCAUCACAGGCCUUACGUCACAUCCCCUGGGGGUCGCAGGGAUGUACUACACGGUGCAGACCAAGCCUUGUCCUCUGACGCCAACACAGGGUACAGGGGAUGACUAUGUCUUCAGCAUGUCGGCUCUUGUGGUCAUUGACAUGGAGUUCGAUCCCAGCAUUCUGCCCACGUCACCAACAUAUAUCAUGAUUGACGAGAUUGUUCAGACUGAGAUGGACGAGGUCUUGAAGUCAAAGGUCGUAGGUUACAAGAUGAACAAAGUCCUGGGCUUCCGGCCAGCCAACAGCAGUAGCUACAGAAACGACAGCUACAACAACAACAACUACAACAACAACUACAACAACAGCACCUAUAACAACAGCACCGGUGGUCGCAACAGAAGACAGGCACUCCCAGCCACAGAAGUGGCGGUAGAGCUGUACUUCAUCAGUGAGGUGCCCGUGCAGCAGAUGUUGGAAGUCUUGGAGGAUGUGGAGAGUUCUCCGAUCGUCAUACGGGGGGAGUCGUACGCCGUUAGACGGGUCAGGGCUGGAGAAGAAGGCCCUUGCCCCAGAGAUGAGUGCAGUCGGGGAUCCGUGUGCGCCGCCAACAUUUCCGGCAACAAAUACUGCGCAUGCCCAGUGGGCAGGGCGGGCCGUCGGUGUGAGAUUAAUG